ACAAGAACCCCAUGUGUAUUGUGGACACCGACCGUCAAAAACUUUCAACUUCCCUCAAUCUUAAAGCUACAUAGAUAGAUACAGCUGCUCACUUAAAUAUCCCUACUUUGCGACAACACAGAAAUUAUCACUCUCUCGCCCUUCUCAGUGACUGUGGGUAAUUUGUUGAGUAGACUUCCAAAAAAGAAAAAUGGCUUCUUCUGCGAUGAAAUUUCUUGUGUUGUUUGCUAUUUGUGUUCUUCCUGCUUUUGUAAGUGCCACUGCUAGACCCGUUAAAACACCUCUCACUGUCUGUGGUAAGGUUUACUGUGAUACUUGCAGAGCCGGAUUCGAAACCACUGCUACCACUUUCAUCGCAGGUGCCAACGUUAUGUUGGAAUGCAGAGAUAGGAAAACAAUGCAGGUGCAUUACACUGCAAAUGGAGUAACAGACUCGACUGGAUCAUAUGAGAUCACAGUUGCUUACGACCAUGGUGAUCAUCUAUGUGAAGCCUCACUAGUUAGCAGCCCAGAUGCAGGCUGUGCUAAGUUUGCACCAGGACGUGAUAGGUCAGUCGUGAUCCUCACCAGCAACAAUGGUGUUGCCUCGACUAUUCGAUAUGCUAACAACAUGGGAUUCAUGGCUGAUCAACCAAUGAGUGGCUGCGCUCAGGUUCUCCAACAGUACUUGGAAGCUGAUGAAGACAUCUAAAUUUUAACAAUCACAGAACUUCUCUUUCUCAUUGAGGGUCACUGUGGGAGUUUUUAUGUAGUUCCUAAUUAAGUAUUGUAAUGGAUUUAUGAACUGGUAAUAUUUGUCCAAGUUUAUUAGAUUAAACUAAAUUGAGGAAUCCCCUGUUGGCUUAAAAGUUAAAACUCUGACAUGUCCAAAGCUAUUGACAGGCUAGAGUGGACAUCCUCAGCUGAAAAAUAUUAGCUCAAUCUUGGCUUUCAUCCA
Messenger RNA from Papaver somniferum (opium poppy), 937 nucleotides. RefSeq names its product protein DOWNSTREAM OF FLC-like. NCBI's taxonomy places the organism in Eukaryota, Viridiplantae, Streptophyta, Magnoliopsida, Ranunculales, Papaveraceae. The coding region runs from base 191 to 691 and encodes 166 amino acids. The transcript has 2 exons. The record is from RefSeq and is a predicted model, not a curated record.